AUGGAUCAAGGAAUAGGACAGCCACAUCCAGAUAUAUACGUGCGGUCACCUAGCGAGGACUUGUUAGAUGGAAAUGCUAGUAGAACGAUGUUUGGCGAAAUUAGAACAUCUUUAAGGCUGUCAUCAAUAGGCGAUGCAGAAAGCAUCCAGUCAUUCAGGACAGGCAUGAGCCAGAGGAGACGGCGGCCAUCGACAAAGAAGAGUUCGUCUACGGGUAAAUCGAGCGAAACCUUAUCGUUAAAAAUGCAAAAGAAUCAUAACACAUCGGGGCCGAAUACGCCAGUUAUAGAAGAAACGUCGUUUAUUAAUAAAGCUACAAAAGAGCAUAAUUUUGAAGCAUUAAAGGAAGGAUUGGGGUUUGCAUUAGGGACAGCUGAGACGGGAGCCAACUGGUUUCCUGUAACACCGGAUCCAAAAUCGGGGUCUGAGAAAAAUCAGAAUGGGUCAUCAGAUAAUCUCUCACAAGAUCUCACAUCUGCUACAGACGAAGGGUACACGGACACGAUUCAGCUAGAUAAUUUAAGUACUGGACGGAUAAAUAAUCACUUUAAUCGAGAUACCAAUAAAUCGGCAUAUUUAUCUCCAUUUGACGAUCCAACACACUACCAACCCGACUAUGGUCCUACUACGCCUACUUCAGACAUGGAAUUUAGUUUUAAUGAUACUACUAAUCCUGAUCUUUUAGAAGCGGGUCACUUGACGCCUACAUCAGGAUCGGCUCCACCGCAUUCUAAAAUAUCGAAUGUGCUUACCAGAUUGUCUGAUCGUAUUGCAGGAAAUAGGACGGGAUCCUCUCCAACGGCAACAUCUCCAUCGAAGAGCUCUAGACGCUUGAGUACGUAUAGUGAAGGCGAAAGCCCUGUAUCUCCAAUGAGAAUGACUCUGUUUUCGCAGCAUGGGUCUGAUUCAGCUUCCAAUAAUAAUGGAUCUGAUUCUGCCUCCAAUAAUAAUAAUGGGUCCGAUAACGCUUCUAAUGAUCCGCAUUAUUUACCAGAUGUCACUGUGACUGAUGAAUUUCAAAAUGAAAAUUAUCUUCAAGGGACGAAUGCAUCAGAGGGCCUUGGGCUCUUUUUGAAUAAGGAUUCAUAUUUGAGUACAGAUUCCUUACGAAAUAACAACCCACAACCAUCACCUGUCACAUCUUCACAUAAUCCAUUACUACUGCAGCUAUCUCCUGAGAAAUUAGACACAGAAAAUAACAAUUUACGCAAACCAAUUAAAAAAGGUACGUUUACUGAUACUAGGACUAUGUAUUUUUUUGGAAAAUCUUUGAAAAUUUUUUCACCACAGUCUAGUGUACGUCUUCUUUGUCAUAAGAUUCUGUCAAACCGGUCAACUAAUUUACUUCUAUUGGUUUUGCUUGUUUUACAAACUGCACUACUUUCAUACAGGCAAUGGAACCCCAUGCAUUUAGGUGGGUAUUAUUACGCAGGAUAUAACUGGGCUGAUUACAUUUUGAUUGUCAUUAACAUAGUUUAUACCAUCGAGGUAUUCGCCAAGAUUAUUGCAUAUGGGUUUAUUGAUGAUCAUGCUAUGUUUAAAGAAUUGGGCUUACUUUAUCCCGAAAAUGACGUUAAAAUUAUGUACUCUAAUCUGAAAUACAUCAAAGGUUUUCUACGUAUGUUAGGAUUAUUGAAAUUUGCUGCAAAAAGAAGUGGCGACAAGAAUAUUCCUCCACAACACAUGAAAAAUUCAUUCGAUGGAUUGAAUGAUUCUAGUGAUGAUAUUGAUGUAAAAGAAAUUAAUCUUGGUGAAGACGCACCUACAAACACUGAUCUGCCAGAACAUAAAAGUAGUAAUCCAUUCGUGGAUCCUUCGAUGAAUAUCCAAAAAAAAUACAGCGAUACUAACUUGCAUGAUGAAACAUCGACUAAUAUUUUAGAAGAACAUGAUAGUGAUAGUCUGGAUUUAGUUGACGAACCUGUUUUGGAUUCACAAAGGUUUGAUGUAAAGAAUACACUUUUAUUGUCGAAACCAAGAGGGAGAAAUAUUGACCAACUUCAUUUAAAAAGAGCAUUCCUUAGAAAUAGUUGGCAUAGAAUAGAUUUUCUUUCUAUGAUAUUCUUCUGGAUGUCGUUAUUUUUAUCAAUUAAUGAAUAUGAUAGUAAACAUCAUAUCAUGCUAUUUAGAGCUUUGAGUUGUUUAAGGAUUUUAAGAUUGUGUAAUUUGACUACUGGUACCACAACUAUAUUGACGGCUUGUAAAGUAGCUAUUCCACAAUUAAUUGAUGUUUCAAUUUUUAUUUGCUGUUUCUGGUUAUUCUUUGGAAUCAUUGGUGUCCAAUCUUUCAAGUCUUCUUUCACAAGACAAUGUGUCUGGUUUAACCCGAAUGAUUCUAAUGAUACUUACAUUAACGAGGGACAAUAUUGUGGGUCUUACAUCGGCUUAGAUGGAAAAGCUAUGCCUUACAUUCUAAGAGAUGGGCUGCAUUCAAGUACAAAAAAGGGAUUCACAUGCCCUAAAUACUCAAAAUGUAUAAGUGACAAAAAUCCUUAUGGUGGAACUGUAAACUUCGAUAAUAUUCUUCAAUCGAUGGAAUUAGUGUUUGUAAUCAUGAGUGCUAACACGUUCACUGAUUUGAUGUAUGAUACAAUGAACUCAGAUAAUAUGGCUGCCUGUCUAUUUUUUAUAUUUGCCAUCUUUAUUUUAACAGUUUGGUUAAUUAAUGUUUUUGUCGCUGUAAUUGUUGCAUCCUUUACUAUUACUAGAAGAGAGGCUGCUGAAGAGAAGAAACAGCAAAAGAAUGGUAAUAAAACGUGGAAGAUUUUCGGUUCAGCAAACCAGGAAGUAUCUUUACACACAGAGAGAUUAAAUUUGCUCAAGAAGCAAAACGUAUUCUUGAAGUAUUAUUAUAAAUUUGAGUUCAUAUUUGUGAUCCUCAUAUUUGUCAGUUUAUUUGUUCAAUGCUUUCGCGAUUUUAAUAUGAACAAUAAUAUGCGUCAUAUUUUGUAUCGAUUUGAAGCUAGUAUUACAGGGAUACUCCUUGCUGAGAUAGUACUUCGUCUUGGUUUUCAUUUUCCAAAUUGGAGAUUAUUUUUCAUCUCCAGAAGAAAUUGUUUUGAUUUAUUCUUAGCUGUCAUUACAACAAUAAUUAUCAUUGGGCCAAUCAAAGAAAAGCUAGGCCAUGCUUAUUAUUGGUUGACCAUCUUCCAAUUAUUGAGAUUCUAUAGGGUGGUCUUGGCUACAAAUAUAACAAGAAAGCUCUGGUUGAAGAUAAUGGGUAAUUUCAAAGCGAUUUUUGAUUUAACAUUGUUCUUUUUCAUUCUUACAUUCUUAGCUAGCAUUAUCACUUCCAGGUUUUUCGAAGGCACUAUACCGAAGGAUGAACUUGAUGAUAUUGAUUUUCCAAUGCAUACUCUACCAAAUGCGUUUAUUGCUCUUUAUGUUAUUACAUCAACAGAAAAUUGGACAGAUAUUUUAUAUGCUCUACAGGAAUUCUCUUCGACAACGUCUUCGAGAGCUUUUGGUGCAAUGCUUUUAAUAGGGUGGUUUAUAAUAUCCAAUAUGGUUAUUUUGAAUAUUUUUAUUGCGGUUAUUGCUAGAACUUUAGAAGUGUCUGAAGAAGGUAAGAGAAAACAACAGCUAAUUCAAUUUAUCGACAAUAUGACAGAAAGGUUACAAAAUCUAGAACAUGAGCCAGGAAUGUUGACAAAAAUGAAGAAUAAAUUAUUUGGAAAGAGAGGCGUAAAGCAUGAAUUAGAGAAGGCUGUUGUUAAUUUGCUUUUGAGUGGUACCGCGGUAAAUGAUUUUUUAGAGACAGAAGCUAAUGACGACGAUGUAAAUGAUGAUACAGAAAUUAAAAACUUACCCAAUUCUUCUUGGAAAAGAUGGUUUCAGGUUAAUUAUUGGCGUACAAAAAGUUUUUUUAGAAACCCAUUCUAUGCAUCGAAAAGUAAGAAACCUGAAAUUACCAAUUUUGAUCCUGCUCAUUUUGCACAAAACAUUAUUUCAGAGAGAAAUAUACUUAUUUCAAAACAGAAUAAAUUCUUGAAAGAAAAUCCAAAAUUCAAUAACGUUUUUUACGUCAUGGGGCCACGUCAUAGACUAAGAAGAAUGUGCCAACGUCUUGUUAAGUCUAGUUAUGGUGAAAGAAUUGACGGAGUAGAACCAAAUAAAACAGUUUCUGAAACUUUCAUAGUGGUAAUGUUUUUAGCUACGAUAGGAUUGGUUGUUACAGCCUGUUAUCUUACACCAUUAUUCAGGAAAGAAAUGACUUCCAAAUAUGGCUAUAUGAAUUUCACAUUUUUUCUUGAAAUUGGGUUUGUUGCGUUAUUCACAAUUGAAUUCUUUAUUCGAAUUAUUGCGGAUGGAUUGAUAUUUACACCUAAUGCCUACUUGAGAUCUUCUUGGAAUUUUAUUGAUGUAAUAGUCUUAAUUUCAUUAUGGAUUGAGUUAAUUGCUACUUUAAAAAAUGAUGGAAAUCUAUCUAGGAUUGUUAGAGGAUUGAAAGCCUUAAGAACCUUGAGACUUUUGACUAUUAGUGAAACUGCAAAAAAUAAUUUCCAUAAUACUAUUAUUUCAGGAUUCUGGAAAAUUAUUAAUGCUGCCAUCAUUUCUCUUUGUUUAUUAUUCCCUUUCGCAAUUUGGGGUUUAAACAUUUUCAAUGGUAGAUUAGGAUAUUGCAUUGACGGUGAAUCUUAUGAAUCGGGUUGCAUUCAUGAAUAUGAGAAUCAAGUAUUUAAUUGGAAUGUUAUGAGUCCUAACGUGUAUACUAAUCCGUACUUGGAAUUUGAUGAUUUUGGAACUUCCUUCUCAUCAUUGUUUCAAAUUAUUUCGUUAGAGGGAUGGGUGGAUUUAUUAUUGGAUGUGAUGAAAAUUACGGGUGUUGGCACCCCACCUGAAGAUUUUGCAUCCCCGUUUAAUGGCUUUUUUGUUGUCUUAUUUAACUUUACGAGUAUUGUAUUUAUUUUGACGUUAUUCGUCUCGGUUAUUAUCAGUAACUAUUCAAAGACCACUGGUAGGGCAUAUAUGACGAAAGACCAAAUUUCUUGGUAUCAGGUCAAGAAAUUCUUAGUACAGGUUAGGCCUUCAAAAAGAAAGGACUUUAAUCUGUUAUCCUUCUUUCAGAAAUUUUGCUACUCCAUGACUGUGGAAAAAAAUACGUAUUGGCAUGAGACAUUGAAUUUUGUUUUGCUAAUGCAUGUAUUGGCUUUGUUAUUAGAAUGCUUCCCUUCGUAUGAUGGGUUAGAUACAUUCAGAGCUGUGAUUUAUAUGAUUACAGCGCUGUUGUUUUUGAUUAAUGCACUUAUGUUAUUUAUUGGACAAGGUGCCAGGACUUUCAUUAGAUAUAAAUGGAAUGUCUUUAAUCUUGUUGUUUCUUCAGGAGCAUUCUUGACUACAAUUAUUGCAUUUUUUGUGAGUUCGGAAAAUCCAUUCCUCAAUUUCAAUAAAUUGUUCUUGGUAGGUAUUUUAACGUUUAUUAUUCCUAGAAGCAAUAGAUUGAGUGAAUUGUUGAGGUUUGCUUCGGCUAGUUUACCUACAUUGCUAUCUUUAUCGUUCACGUGGAUUAUUGUCUUCUUGGUCUUUGCUAUAGCUAUGAAUCAAAUUUUUGGAUUAACGAAAGUGGGUCCUAAUACGUCGAAUAAUAUCAACUUGAGGUCAGUUCCAAAAGCCCUAAUUUUGCUUUUUAGGUGUAGUUUUGGGGAAGGUUGGAACUUUAUUAUGGACGAUUUUGCAUUAGUUGAACCAUAUUGCUCAUCAAUCGAUAGUAUGGAUGAUAAUGAUUGUGGUAGUAGGCAAUAUGCUUAUAUUUUGUUUAUGCUGUGGAAUGUGGUAUCGAUGUACAUAUUUUUGAAUAUGUUCGUUUCAUUGAUUAUUGAUAGUUUCAGUUACAUUAAUAAUAGGUCUUCAUACAGCCAUUUAAUUAAGCGAGAGGAGAUACGAAAGUUUAAAAGGGCGUGGCAGAAAUUUGAUCCAGAAGGAUCGGGAUAUAUCAGGCCAUUUGAUUUACCAAGAUUUUUGCAUUCAUUGGAUGGUGCUUUAGCCUUUCAUUUUUACUCAGGUUCACUUGAAAUUCCUGUAUUAUGUCGCCAAUGGUUCAAACGUAAUCAAAAAGAUGAUCCAUAUGAUAUAACUGUGAAUUAUAAAGCAAUUGAUCAAACCUUAAGUUUAAUGGAUGUUCCUAGGAUUAGGGAGAGACGCAAAGCGUACGAAAGAUUCAUGGAAGAAGCUAUCAUGAAUAUGGAACUUAAUGGUGAUCCUGGAAUUUCAUUUACUAGAAUUAUCUUGCAGUUACCAUUGUAUGCAUCAUUUGAAGCUGGCCAGUGUCUUAACUUGAUUGACUUCUUGGACCGUCGUCUUUUGGUGCAAAAAGUCGAAAAAAGAUUACAUACUAAGAGGGUAUAUGAAACAAUCGCUUCAUACGCAUGUCGCUGGAAAUAUGUUAACAAUAGGAACCAAGGUAUUAGAGAUACUAAUAUAGAUUUCAGCAACGGGAUUAAAAGAAAUAGCUAUUUAGCUAAUGAAAACUUGGAAGUUAAUGCCCCUUCUAUAUUUGUUACGGAUACCAAUGACAGCUAUGAUUCGUUUGAUAAGGAGGAAGAUGAGACAGUUCCCUUAACAAAGUCUGCAGGUUAUAUGGAAGAGGAUGAUAAUGAAAAUGGUGGGACAACAAGUGGAGUAUAUGUUCCAAAAUCACCAUUGCAUAUUUACAACUCCAGAAACAGAGCACAUAAUCAUGAAUCCCCAGAAAAAAAGCCUAAAAGUAAAACACCGCCGAAGUUAUAUAUUCAAAUACCGACAUCACACAUGAGAUCAGGAGGUACAAGUCCUACGAGUCCUAUUGAUGAUGCGAUUAAUAUAUCACCGUUUUUAAACUCUGCUAAGAUCGAUGAUGACACAUUGACUGAAGCUAACGUUUCCUUGAUAGAUCUUUCGAAUCUUAGUGAGACAUUAGAGAAUUCUCAAUGGGGUGAUGCAUUCAGAGAAGUUCAAUCAGAUAGAAAAACUGAAAAUAAUAAGGAUGCAAAUAAAGAGGAAUAG
Messenger RNA from Debaryomyces hansenii CBS767, 6981 nucleotides. RefSeq names its product Cch1p (gene CCH1). NCBI's taxonomy places the organism in Eukaryota, Fungi, Ascomycota, Pichiomycetes, Serinales, Debaryomycetaceae. Gene Ontology annotation, biological process: calcium ion import across plasma membrane. Gene Ontology annotation, cellular component: membrane; voltage-gated calcium channel complex. The record is from RefSeq and is a predicted model, not a curated record. Gene Ontology annotation, molecular function: calcium ion binding; high voltage-gated calcium channel activity. The coding region runs from base 1 to 6981 and encodes 2326 amino acids. The transcript has a single exon.